Messenger RNA from Ziziphus jujuba (common jujube), 1629 nucleotides. Its product is annotated as PLASTID TRANSCRIPTIONALLY ACTIVE protein 6, chloroplastic. Gene Ontology annotation, cellular component: plastid-encoded plastid RNA polymerase complex. The record is from RefSeq and is a predicted model, not a curated record. Bases 316 to 1326 code for a protein of 336 amino acids. The transcript has 6 exons. Lineage: Eukaryota; Viridiplantae; Streptophyta; Magnoliopsida; Rosales; Rhamnaceae.
ACAUUUUCUUAUUGUCUUUUCAAAUAAUACUUCAGCAUCCAUAAAAUUAUUAUGUUUUGUGCUCACAAUUAUGUAAACUGAGCUUGAUUAACAAUCCUCCGAAACAAUAAAUAUUUUAGAAAACAAACGGCAUGGCGUUUUACGGGUAAACAAGCAAAGAUCAGAUAAGAGUGGGAAAAACAGAGCAUCAUCAUUUUCCAAUUCAUCUAUUUUCUCUGCGCAAGCGCGCGAACCAGUAAGAACCCUCAGAAAAAUCACAGCGACUCACUCCGUUCUAAUCUUAAAACCCUUAUUCCCUAAAAAAAAAAAAAGGCCAUGAGAACAACCACUCUGCUUCUCUCUCCUCCACCUUUCUCUUCCAAACCUCUCACACCCACCACCGUCACCACCUCAUCCCAACCCUUCUUUCACUCUCCCUCUCCACUCGCCUUUCCUUCCCUAAACCUCAAACCCUUUUCCUUAACCCCAUUACCAAACAGCCCCUUCGUUGUACGCGCCGACGACGGCGACGCCGAUGGCGCAGGUCCCGAUGACUACGACAUGGACGACGAGGAGCUCGAGGAGGUCGACAACAAGAAGGAUUUCGAUAUCGAGUACGACACCUUAGUCUCUGCCUCAUCUUCGGCUUCCGGAAGCGGCGACGGCGAGGACGACAUUGCCAUUGUGCAGAGCAAGAGCUUCGUGUCCACACGUGGCUGGGACUCCGAGACGGUUGUCGAUUAUAGGAUUAACGAGGAUGAGUUCCAUAAGAUCAGCUUGCUCGACUGUGAUUUUUUCAUCAGAAAACCACCCGACCCGGAUAACGAUGUCUAUGAUUUCAGGGAGAUGUAUGUUACUCCUCCGGACACAGAUGUAUAUGCGAUUCCAAAGGUUCUUGCUCCAAUGCCUCAGAAGUAUAUACGCUGUGCCAAGAGUGAUUUCGGAAUCUACAAUGUCACAGAACCACCUAUUGAUGCACCAAGAGGUCCAAUGUACAAGACCGAUAGGGAGAUACAGAAGGUUUUCUUGACGAAGCACUACAGAAAUCGAAGAUUGGGUGACCCAGAAUUCAUAUUGGAUUUUGAGGAGAUUUAUGUAAUAGAUUCCAAAACAAAGUCAAUUACUAGAGCGAAAGUUCUGGUCACAGUUCCAGAAGGAAGAAAUAGGGAUAGGAAAAAGGACCUUCUUGUAAUACGUGACAAUGGGAACUCCUUCAAAAUUAUUCCUGUGAGUGAAAGAGAGGAUCCCUCCACCGUAAUAGAGAAGGAAGAAUGGGCAAAGACUAGACAGGAUAUGGAGAGACAUCUUAGAAAGCUACGGGACUUUCCCGUUUCAAAUUGGUUUUAAUCUUUCAGCUGAGUUUAAAGUUUGCACUUAGAAGAUAAAUUUGCAAGAAAAGUUUGUUGUUGAGGUGAGCAUGCUCUGACGUAUCAAAAUUAUUCAUCAUGUUGCUGGCAACAAGGUCUAACCUUAGAAUGAUGAGAGCUGGUUCUUAAUGUAUAGAAGCUUCUUGGUAUAAAAAAUUUAAGAACUUCUAUCAGCUUCAAAUUUAUUGGCAUAGAGGUUGGUAGACCUUGUAUUUUCUCCAUUACUGUGUAUUAUUCAUCAGUCUAUAUCAGGAUUUGCCUCUUGCUCUUCUUUCAUCUAUAA